Ostrinia furnacalis (Asian corn borer) is the source of this 1227-nucleotide messenger RNA. RefSeq lists its product as uncharacterized. Bases 475 to 879 code for a protein of 134 amino acids. The transcript is spliced from 3 exons. The record is from RefSeq and is a predicted model, not a curated record. Lineage: Eukaryota; Metazoa; Arthropoda; Insecta; Lepidoptera; Crambidae.
UUCAAAGCUAUCACUCUGAGGAAUAGCGAGAUAAAGUUCUUCAUGUAUAAGGGUUACACCUACUCCUUCGGGUUUUCAGCUCGCAAUAACCAGAGGUGGCGGUGCACAAACUCCCGCGAGUGUAAGGCCUCCAUCGUGAUCAGCAAUCAGGAGGAGUUCCUCCAGGCCUUUGGGACCCACGACCACCCCCCUCCAAAAUACAAAAGCAUUGAUAAUAACUUAAAAAUUUAAUCGCCUAAGGUGGGAAUCGAACCCACGACUUGCUUGCCAGGGGACAGCUCUGGCCAUCUAAGCUGCUUAGUACGCUAGAUUUCAAAGCUAUAAUUCUGGCGAAAAACGACAAAAAGUAUUUCAUGUAUAAGGGCUACACAUACACCCUCGGGUUUAAGAGUCGCAACAGUCAAAGAUGGCGGUGCACAAACACCUACAACUGUCGGGCGUACAUCCUGGUGACCCAUCAGGAGAAGUUCCUGGAUGCGUUUGGGGACCACAACCACAGUCCUCCGAGAUACCACGUCACAUCUGACGGGAAAUAUUUGCGCAUUUGAAUACCCUAAUAUUGCGACACUUUCAUUACUGGUCAUAGUCCUUACUUUACAGUAUGUAUUUCCAACUGGUGGCGAAAUUCAGUAUUUUUAUAAUUUUAAAGCUAUAAUUCUGGCUAAAGGCGACAAAAAGUAUUUCAUGUAUAAGGGUUACACCUACACGCUCGGGUUUAUGGGCCGCAAUAGUCAAAGAUGGCGGUGCACAAACACCCACAACUGUCGGGCUUACAUCCUGGUGACCCACCAGGAGCAGUUCCUGGAUGCUUUUGGGGACCACAACCACAGUCCUCCGAGAUACCACGUCACAUCUGACGGGAAAUAUUUGCGCAUUUGAAUCCCUAAUCCCUUUUGCGACGAUUUCAUAUUAAUUUAAUUAGUACUAUUAUUGUUUGAGAUUUAAAGUAGGUACAUCACAAUUAACGAGAAGUGUAGAUAAAUGAAGGCUACGGUAAUUUAUUGGGCUCAGUAGUUGACGCCAUCCUGAUAAGUUGAAAUGCGAUAGGUCUUCUACAACCCGUGUAGGCUUAGGAUGCGCUUACCAGUCGGCGUCAUAGAACAGAUUACAUAAUAGUUACUGGUCAUAGCAUAGUCCUUAUAUUACAGUAUGUAUUUCCAACUGGUGGCCAAAUUCAGUAUUUUUAUAGUUAACAGGGAUUAAUAUUUUGCUACAUUAAUAAAGUCC